Molecule: messenger RNA, 6332 nt
Organism: Calypte anna (Anna's hummingbird)
Lineage: Eukaryota; Metazoa; Chordata; Aves; Apodiformes; Trochilidae
Gene: UBN1
Product: ubinuclein 1
Exons: 19
Coding region: 219-3674 (1151 amino acids)
Cellular component (GO): nucleus
Source: RefSeq, a predicted model, not a curated record
AGCGCCCCCCGCACGUGACGCGGAGCGGGGCUCGGCGGCGGCAGCGAGGGAGGUGUCGGUGUCGGUGUCCCGGUCCCGCAAGCGGUACCAGCACGGGCGUUUGGCAUUUCCAAAGAAAAUUUCCAAACCAGAGGAGUUGUUCUUCUUCCCACGUCCUGAGUUAUCUUCAGCCUGUCAGGGAGAGCUGUGUGUGUGUGGCUGGGGCAGACCUUUUGCUGAUGCAAUGGGAACCAUGCCAUGACGACUGCUACAACGUGGCUGUAGCCAUGACGGAGCCCCACAGGGUUUCGUUCACCACUCUCCAGGGUCCACUGAGCAGCAGCCUCUUGAAAAGAUCUCGGAAGGAUGAUGCAGAGCACCCCCAGGACCCUGAACCAGCUGCAACAGCUGUUAGGAUCACACUCACUCUCUUUGAGCCAGACCACAAACGUUGUCCAGAAUUUUUCUACCCAGAUCUUCUGAAGAGUUCUCGAGGGAAAGUAAAAGGGGGUUCUUCAGGAGACAAGAAGAAAGAUCCCAGUGAUCCCUUUAACGAUGACGAGAAGGAAAGGCAUAAAGUGGAGGCUCUUGCUAGGAAGUUUGAAGAAAAAUAUGGUGGCAAGAGACGUAGGAAAGACAGAAUUCAGGACCUGAUGGACAUGGGGUAUGGGUACGAUGAGUCUGACUCCUUCAUUGACAACUCAGAAGCAUAUGAUGAGCUCGUUCCGGCUUCUCUCACUACGAAGUACGGAGGGUUUUACAUCAACUCAGGAACUCUGCAGUUUCGGCAGGCAUCUGAAUCUGAAGAUGACUAUGUUAAAGAGAAGAAAAAGAAGUGUCCCAAGAAGCGGAAGUUGAAAGAUGGAAGUGAAAAACUGAAGAAGAAGAAAAAGGAUGAUUCUUACGACAAGGAAAAGAAAUCCAAAAAGUCCAAGUUUCCAAAAACUGGCUUUACAGCAUUAAAUGCAAGUAAGGAGAAGAAGAAGAAGAAAUACUCUGGCACUCUCAGUGUUAAGGAGAUGCUGAAGAAGUUUCAGAAGGAGAAGGAUGCUCAGAAGAAAAAAGAUGAAGAGCAGAAAGUGGCAACUCCUUCUCCAGCAGAACCUGCAGCCCCAAGGGAGACAGAGGCCAUGCCUGACCCUUUGCUGUCACUCUUUGGCCACACCAGUGAUACUGACCUGCUGCAGGCAGCCACAGCCAUGGACUCCUUAACUGACCUAGACCUGGAGAGGCUGCUCAGUGAAUCCCCAGAUGGGAGCCCCUUUCCUGAGGUGGAGGAUGGGAGUGAUCCUGUUGGGGUGGGCACUGAGCAGGAUUUCAAGCACCCACCAUCCCUCCCAGAAGGGCUGCCAGCCCCUUUGGAGAAACGCAUCAAAGAACUGGCUCAGGCUGCCAGAGCUGCAGAGGGAGAAGGCAAACAGAGAUUCUUCACUCAGGAUAUCAACAACAUCAUAUUGGACAUCGAGCUGCAGAGCCGGGAGCUGAACAGCCAGGUCCGCUCAGGGGUUUAUGCCCACCUGGCUGCUUUCUUCCCCUGCAGUAAGGACACUCUGGUCAAACGAGCCCGGAAACUUUAUCUCUAUGAGCAGGGUGGCCGAUUGAGGGAACCUCUGCAGAAGCUAAAGGAAGCCAUUGGAAGGGCCAUGCCAGAGCAGAUGGCCAAGUACCAGGAGGAAUGUCAAGCUCACACUCAGGCCAAGUUUUCCAAGAUGCUAGAAGAGGAAAAGGACAAAGACCAACGAGAUCGAGUUUGUUCUGAUGAGGAGGAGGAUGAAGAAAAGGGAGGGAAGCGUGGCACAGGACCACGAAAGAAAUUUCAGUGGAAUGAUGAAAUCAGGGAGCUGCUCUGCCACUUGGUGAAGAUUAAGUUGGAUGGUUAUGACCUUGACAAGAAUAAGGCUCAGUCUCUAGAGGACUAUGUGAAGACCUUCCUAGAUGGAGAGGUGAAGCCCCUUUGGCCAAAAGGCUGGAUGCAGGCGAGGACACUGUUUAAGGAGAGCAGGCGUGUACAUGGACACCUCACCUCAGUCCUGGCGAAGAAGAAAGUGAUUGCUCCUACUAAGGUGAAAAUGAAGGAAUCUUCCUGUAAGCCAGAGAAAAAGACAUCCAUUUCCGUUCCUUCAAUGCACUCAAGCAGCACCUUAGCUCUGUCAUCAGAGCCCCAGGGAGGGGCUCUGGGCAUCAGUGCCCAAACUAGAGAACUCUUGUCACAUGGGACAGCCCAAGCAGCCAGCAGCACUGGCACUCCUGCUACCUUCAUGGAUGACUCCUUGGAUGAGGACUUAAUUCAUAAUCCCACCUCCUCCCUGGAAGCAGUCUCUAAGGAACUGGCUGUGCUGAACAGCAGAGCAGGAGGGAGCCCUGACUUUACUCUUCCUGGAGCUCCAAAGCCUCCACAAGAGAAAAUCUCAACUCUCGCAUCCUCAGAGGAGAAAAGGACAUUAUUAAAGUCCAACCCUUCCCCUGCAUCAUCCUCUGCUUCCCUCCAGUCUCCUCUGAACUUCCUGGCUGAGCAAGCCCUGGCACUGGGCCAAUCUUCUCAAGAGAAAAAGACAGAGAACUCUAAUUACAAAGAGAUCUGCCAAGCUUCCCCCAGCAAAAUCCUUCCUGAUUCACACCAGGCUAAACAGAAACACCACGGCCUGGUCCGGCCAAGCCAUGGUCCUCAGGCCUCCACCUCAGUGCCAGGUUCCCAGGUGAAGGUCUUUCACUCAGGCAGCCAGCUCCAGAAAACUUUUACCUCCCCAGCUCCGUUUGUCAAACUGCAGAAUCCCAAAUCCUCCUCCCCACUGCCCCAACGUUCCCUUCUCCAGCAGGUCAAGUCAUCAACCAAAGCUCAGAGCUUCCAUUCCUCUGUAUCUUCAGGCAGCACCCAAAACUCCAGCAGCUCCCACAAGAACCCAGGCUCAUCCUCAUCAUCUCUCAGCUACACAGGCAAACACUCAAGUGGCUCUAGCUCUUCAGGACAAUCUUACAAAACAUCUUUUGUUUCUGGUUCCCUCUCCAAGCAUGGGGCUUCUGCCAUCAGCUCCUCAUCUGGAACUUCUGCAAACCAGGGCAGCUCCUCUGGGAACUUGUUGCCCAAUGUGCACACCCCUUCCUCAGGACAGGCAUCUGGCCGCCCGUCCUCGAGCUCCUCGGUGAAGAAGACUCCUGUUUCCCAGAAGCUGACUCUGGUGGCACCUCCUGGAGGUUCAAAUGGAGAUUCUAGUGGGGGCACACAAGGAGUGGCCAAAUUGCUGACCUCCUCCCUAAAACCAGCUGUUGUUAGCAGCACUGCAUCUUCUACCUCUGUGCCGAAAGGAACUAGUGGAGCAGUGCUGCUAACGAGUUCUUCCUCCCUAAGUGUUCUGGCUCCAUCCUACAAGUCCAACAAUCCAAAGCUGCCAGCUGCCCUCAGCUCCACCCCGUUAAGUAUUAUCUCUCCAAUUCAUUCCUUCCCUCUUCAUGUCAUCUCCUUCAGUCCAGACUCCUCCCCAAAAGCAGGAGUAUCAAAGGAUGCAAUAGUUACAGGACCUGCUCCAGGAACUUUCCACCACGGCCUUAGCCACAGUCUUCUAGCUGGCUUGCACUCCAGCCCCCACCAUGCUGCGCCACUCCCACAUUCUGCCCUGUCCACUCAUUUACCGCAGAGUUUGCCAGAUGCUUCUCAGCUUCAUGGCAAAGGGUCCAAUGCACAGCAGCGCAAGUUGUGACAUCUGCAAGGAGGGGAGCUAGAGCACACAGAGGAGAAACCCAAGAGGAACAGGUCAUGAACUUUGGAUACCAGCUGUGUCUUUUCUUUGCCUUUUUGGUUUUUUUAUUUUUUUUUAUUAUUUUCCUCACAACAACUGGAGACACUGAACUGCAACAAGGAGCUCAUUGGGGUGUUUGCUCAGAGGCUUUCGGAGCUAGGCCCUGCACAGAGGGUCACCUUGAGCCAUGCCCUAAUGAGAGAAGCAUUUUGUAGCACUGUUUUAUCACUGCUGCCACUCUUCAUGCAUUCCCUGGCACUGGCAGGAGCUAGAACCUGCAGGGAGACUCGGGUGGUUUGGCUUUUCUGGCUUUUCCCACCCACCUCUGUCUAUCUACCGAGUACCUCCAAGUCCAGUUACUUCUUUGGUCUCCCAGUGGAAGGUAUGAAAGGUGCUUCUUUCUUCUGCUUUGGAUUUACUUGGGUUAUUCUAGCACUGCCAGUGCUUUCUGAAGACUUAACUUUGCAAGUGUACUCUAAACCUGUGCUACAGUUAAUAUGAGGAUUUAACAUUUCCUGUGUGGUCAAUUUGACAAACCACCUGAUGUUCCCCUCUGGAGGAGAAGGAAGACUCUUUAGAGACACAUUUUUAGAUGCAGUCAUUGACUUUGAGAAUUCUGCAUCUUUUUGGGUUUUGGAUUUUAUUUUUUCCUCCUGCUCAGUUUUAUCUUCAUUACCAUCGAAUGCAUUGGAUUGAAUGGGACACUUCUCAGCAUGUCACAUGUAUAGGAAGACAUAAUUCCAGUGCCUUUUAUGGUGGAGCAAGAAUUGGACUAGUGACACACAUUUCAGCCCUAUUUUGUGUGCUCCUCAACCCUUUUUUAAUCAUUCUGUAUUUAAAAUGUAUUCUGGUUUAUUUAAUAGAGCUUUUUAUGGUUGCACAUCAAAAAAAAAAAACAAAACAAAACAAAACAAAAAGCUGCACUGUCUGGACUUCAGUGGUGUCUUGAUGACUGCAAAUACAGUACCAAAUCCAGCAAGAGCACCAGUUCUUAUCUUAGUUUGUGCAGGUGGGUUCCAAGCCCUCCCCUAAAGCCAUUCUUUCCUAGGUUCCUCAGUUGUCAUCUCCUUGGUGGGCAGAGGGAAUGAACAAAAUUUAACCAAGGUCACUACUAAUCAAAUGAAUUCCAGAGAAUAAUAUUGCUCUCCUGAGUUAUUUCUGCACUAGGAUCAUGUGCUUGUCACCACUGCAGGAAUGGGGACCAUCAAGAACUUGGGGGUGUCUUUUGCUUUUUCUUUGUUUUUUUUUUUACUCUUUAGCCCUAAACACUUCUUCUGAGCAUGCCCUUUCAGUCUCUGCAUUGCUGAGGGCAGGCUGAGGUUCCAGCUAAGCUUUGUGAAGGGUUGAUUAUUCUUCUCCUCCCCCAGUUUGCCUUUCCUCAGGCCCCCACAACCACAUCUGAAUCAUGCAGUAGUAGCGCUGAUCCACAUGGACUUUCCUGAUAUUUCAAGAAAAACCUUGCAGCUUUCCUUCCUGAGCUUCAGAGAGGGAUGCUGACAUGGAGUAUACCAGCAAAUACCUGCUUUAGUUUUUCCCCAUUUUUGGUAAGAUCUGAGAUAAGCUUGUUUCAGUUGGAGCUGAUUUAUAAUUUCCCCAAGAUCAAUGUGUUGUUUCUAUUUUUAUUUUAGUUUGGCUUUAUUUUUGGUUUGUGGGGGUUUUUUUGUUGUUUUUUUUUUUUUUAAACGCAGCUCAGAUUUGAAAUUUGUUUACAGCAAAUACCUAGGUUGUAUCAAAAAGAGCCAAAGACAGAACUUAUGUCAUUAGAACUAAGCACAGCAGUGGUCGAUGGACUCUGAGCAGUGGAUGUCGCGUGGUUCCCAUUGAAGGUCUCAUCCUGAGAGGUACUUUGCACCUUCAGUUUCCCCCCCAGGAGCUGUAAGAGCAUUUCCAACACCUGGCAGGACAGGGACUCUCGGUGAGUGACUUGAGGUACCAAUUCUAUGCCCUUGCUUUGCUUUCACCAGAGUGCUUCUGCUGAGAAGCCCCCCAUGCCUGGCUGGAGCUGAAAGCCCUCCUAGGAAUUUAGCGAAGCUUCUUGCCUCAGGGAAAUGUUUAAUUGGUGGAAAUUCUGUGGGAUUUUUUGUUGUUGUUGUUCCUUUACACACUAUAAUGAAUGAGUGAAUGGAGGAGAGUCACAGCAAGGCAGGGCCAGGCAGGGAGCAGGCAGCUGAUGGGGAAGCAGGAAUCUGGUCUCUGUUGUGACUUGUGGUGCUGUUGUGACAGCAUGGGGAGGCAAGGCUCCUGUGGCACUUAGGUAGUGUGACAGUUCCUUUUGGGUGUAAGCUGAGGUUUACUAUUCUGUUUUUUGUGUGUGUGUUGGGACUUUCUUGCUGAAGAUAAUGGGGGAUGGUAUGAAAACUAUUAAUCUUGUACAGAACGACUGAAUAAAUUUGUUUGAAAGUUUCCAAAAUAUUCUUUUUUUUUUUCCCCUCCAUCUCCUUACCUCUAGUUUCAUGACUUUGUUUCCAAGAAUUUGUCUUACAGCUUAGGUGAUUACCUCUUGAUCAUUUAGUUUCUUAGCCACUGCAGUGGCAGAAUUGCAUCUCCUUGUUGAUUGUGCACCUGCUGAUGCUUCAGGUUGACAUCUGCUGGGAAGAACAUGGGGUUCAGACCCUGGAG